This is a messenger RNA of Cylicocyclus nassatus, 1653 nucleotides long. Lineage: Eukaryota; Metazoa; Nematoda; Chromadorea; Rhabditida; Strongylidae. The record is from the annotation of a GenBank genome assembly.
AUGGAUUUAUACCGUUGUGUCAAUCGAAACAGUGGCUCUACAACUGCAGAUUGCAAAGGUGAUGCAAGGAAGAUUCCUUUGAUGGGAUAUGGUGCUGGAUCACGCUUGUAUAAGCUGUGGAAUUGGUACAUUGAGAACGAUUCCUUAGCCACAGAACAAGAACUGAAAAGGCUUGGGGAACACAAGUAUUCAGCAGUCGAUAACAGUUGGUUGGAUGAGUUGUGCAUGAAAAAGUGGUGGGAAUAUGUGGUUACAUGGUGCCCUCUGUGGGUGGCUCCAAAUCUGAUAACUCUCGUUGGACUUGUAAUAAACUUGAUCACUGUAUUGAUUCUAUCUUCCUUUUCAUAUUCUGCAACAGAACCGGCUCCUGCAUGGGCUUAUGCGCAAGCUGCCUUAGGAUUAUUCCUUUACCAAACCUUGGAUGCUAUUGAUGGAAAGCAAGCUCGGAGGACUGGAUCGAGUAGUCCUCUUGGUGAACUAUUUGAUCAUGGCUGCGACAGCAUGACUCAAGUUUUCGUCACUCUGAACAUAUGCUAUGCCAUGUCCUUGGGCCUCAUGCCUAAUAUUGUCAUAAGUGUGUCGAUCAUAUCAGUCGUGAUGUUUUAUGCUGCUCAUUGGUCUACCUACUGUACCGGACAAUUACGUUUUUCUAAGUUUGAUGUGACGGAGGCUCAAAUGUCUGUCAUUGCGGUUCUUCUCACUACCUGUCUGUUUGGGAACUCAUUCUGGGAAAUAAGCCUGGUAGCCGGAUGGAAGUUACGGCAUUUAGUACUUUUGUCUUCUUUGAUUGGGACUAUAUAUCAAGUCUGUGGGUACGUCAAGGUUAUCAUUCACGGAGGAGUUGGAAAAAAUGGAUCUACCAUAGCUGGGACAUCGGUAAUAUUCCCUUUGUUUCCGCUUCUCAUGGUCGUUGUGCCAUUUUGCAUGAUAUAUUCGAGAGCGGAAACUUCCGUAUAUGACGACCACAUCACGCUCUUCAUGCUGUGCUUCGGUGCAGUUGGAGCUAAGGCUACGAAUAGGCUUGUGAUUGCUCAUAUGAGUAAAAGUGAGCUACGAUUAUGGGACUGGAUCUAUGUGGGGCCAUUGUUACUAAUGUUAAAUCAAUACUACAAUACAAUCUUUGACGAGCUAAUACUUCUACGAAUUGUUACGGUCUAUUGCUACACCUCAUUGUUGAUCUAUUGUACAGUGCACGUGUACCUCCCACAAGGAAGACCACGUGACUAUUGGUUGAAGACAAUAUUAUCUGAUAAAGGAUGAUUUUGUGUCCUUUAUCUGGUUGCGUAGCAUCCAGGCUAACCAAAUGCUAGUGGUACAGUUUAAAAUGAGAAGCAGAUGUCGUUAUUUCUAGAUAUUGCUGACGUUACGUAUUACGGUGUGUUUAAUCACAGUGACGUUUUGUGCUUGAUUGCUCUACUCGUCGUUUUUUGAAGAUGUGACUAAGUAUUUCUUUUGUUAGUCAUUGUUAAUAAGUUUUACCGAGCUUUUAUGAACUUACCGUGGCAUUCAUACGUGUAUCAAAAAGCUGGAUGGUGAUUGUUCAACUGAGAGAGAAUUAAAUUGGAAGUCUGCUUUUCGGUUACUUGUGAAUGAUGGAAGUAUAAGAUGUACGAUAUCACUGUUUGAUCUCUGUUGAUACGAAGUGCUUCAAAC